Aspergillus fijiensis CBS 313.89 is the source of this 1085-nucleotide messenger RNA. RefSeq lists its product as uncharacterized. The transcript has 2 exons. NCBI's taxonomy places the organism in Eukaryota, Fungi, Ascomycota, Eurotiomycetes, Eurotiales, Aspergillaceae. Bases 266 to 709 code for a protein of 147 amino acids. The record is from RefSeq and is a predicted model, not a curated record.
GCAAGUCACGCUCGUAUUCGGGGAAUCGAGGUUGGUCGAGCAGUAUGCCGCGGCGGAGUACUGCGCGAACAGAUCCAGCUGCGUGUAGACAGUGGUCGAGACAUCUCGAAUAUCGACCGGAGCAGCCACAACCAAGGCCGCAAGAGCGGCCACCACUCCGCUCAACCGAGUGAUAUAUACCAUACUUGCGGUUUGGAGUAUAUAUACAAUACAAUCAAUUCAGAUCAGGUCGAUAACCAAAACGAACAAGCAAGGAGCAGCGUCAAUGGCACUGGAAUAUCGGCAGACGCAGACGCUUCACCAACACCGGCACAUCCAGAGCACAGAACGAAACGAGACUCUCUCAUCCCUCUCGCCCCAUGACUCUUUAUAUACAGUCAGCACUCCGUGCCAAUUCGGCCCCUCCCCCUUUCUUCACGCCGAGGCCAAGAAGCGCAAAAAGGAAAAAGGAAAAAGAAAAAACCCCUCCAUCAGCUCUUCAAUCAGAACGCCAAUGAAGACCCCCAGCAUUCCGCAGAGAAGAGACAGAAUGAGCGGGGUAGGGAAGAAAAAACAACAGACACCCCCAAGCACAUCACGAACACCCUCUAUCCCUACCCGGUGGUUGGCUCCACCUCCCUAUCCUAGCUCCAGAGAGAGAGAGACGCAUCCCUCCGGAAGAAACGAGUACUUGGCCCCGGACACCUCGGCGUCAGCGUCAAAGGCAUAGAAAGGAGGGACUCCUGCGCGGACUCCGUUGUGUUCUGGAAUGCCGGGCUCCACCACCCCCACAACGAAGGAUAUCCACCGCGGUAAACGUAGAGACCAUCAUCAGUCCACUUUCUCCGGGCCACCUCAGCAUCCAAUGAUUCCUCAUAAGAGUAAAACCCCAGUGGGCUAAAGCUCUACAUGCUAAAGUAUAAUAGAGUGAACAAGUGGGCGAGUCUCUCUGGAUUCGGGGGCACGCGGAUGGUAACUGGAUCCGGAUGAGAUCCAUAGACAGGCUGAGAGAGGGCAAGAAAAACGGAACGAAGACCUCGCCGAGAAGAGAGCAUCAACCGACGGAAGUAUCGGGAGUGUACAUCAGCCCUCAACCCAUAGGCAAG